Silurus meridionalis is the source of this 3750-nucleotide messenger RNA. It is a transcript of the gene pard6b, whose product is annotated as par-6 partitioning defective 6 homolog beta (C. elegans). The record is from RefSeq and is a predicted model, not a curated record. Gene Ontology annotation, biological process: regulation of cellular localization; establishment or maintenance of cell polarity; centrosome cycle. Lineage: Eukaryota; Metazoa; Chordata; Actinopteri; Siluriformes; Siluridae. Gene Ontology annotation, molecular function: protein kinase C binding. Gene Ontology annotation, cellular component: nucleus; apical plasma membrane; cell cortex. The coding region runs from base 77 to 1240 and encodes 387 amino acids. The transcript has 3 exons.
GAGGAGGCGGAUGAGUGCAGCAGCCCCGGGAGGGCGCGUGUGUGCGUGCGUGUGCAGCGGCGGCGUAUAGCCAAAGAUGAACAAGAACCACCGAGUGCCGAGCAGCCGAUCUCUGAGCGCCGUGGAGGUGAAGAGCAAGUUUGGAGCAGAGUUUCGGCGCUUCUCCCUUGACCGCUCCAAACCUGGCCGCUUUGACGAAUUCUACGGCCUUCUGCAGCAUGUUCAUCGAAUACCCAACGUGGAUCUGCUGGUGGGCUACACUGACAUCCAUGGAGAUUUGUUGCCAAUUAACAACGAUGACAACUACCACAAGGCUAUUACCACAGCGAUGCCUGUGCUUCGCCUCUUUCUGCAGAGGAAAGAGGAGGCAGACUAUUCCACAUUUGGCACCAACUCUUUAACACGCAAGAAACCUCCCCUUGCUGCAGUGCUCCUGCGACCUGAUGCAGCCAGGAAAAAGCCAGCAGUAGUCAUCAGCCUUCCUCGAGACUUCCGUCCCGUGUCCUCUAUUAUUGAUGUGGACGUGUUGCCUGAGACGCACCGGCGUGUGCGGCUUUACAAACAUGGUCAGGAAAAGCCACUGGGCUUUUACAUCCGAGACGGCUCGAGUGUGCGCGUCACACCGCACGGCCUGGAAAAAGCACCAGGCAUCUUUAUUUCGCGUCUGGUUCCCGGCGGCCUUGCCGAGAGCACUGGCCUGCUUGCUGUCAAUGACGAGGUGCUUGAGGUGAACGGUAUCGAGGUGGCUGGGAAGUCCCUGGACCAGGUCACAGACAUGAUGAUCGCGAACAGCCACAACCUCAUUAUAACAGUGAAGCCAGCUAACCAGCGAAACAACGUGGUGCGUCACAACAACGGUGGAGCAGCAUCAGGCAGCUCGGGUCGUUCCUCCGACAGCGGAGCCAGCUACUACAGCUACACGACCCCCGGUGCCAUGGCAACAACAACUGCACACAUCAUCCAGAAUUUCCAUUCUGAGGAAGUGGACAGUGAUGAGGAUGAUGAAGACUUGGUGAUCGAGGCAGGUGGACAUAGCAGGCUUGCGCCAGGGUCGGAGACAGAUGCAAGCGCCAGCAUGUCCACCCUUCCCAGGUACAAGCCUCACCUUGACCUCCGAAAUUCCAAUGGGACCUUUCAACCUUCUAUAAUGAGCAGCACAAGCACAGGGUCACCGAGGGCCGCCGAACGAGGUGUGCAGACACGGAGCCUGGAAGAGGACGGCACAGUGAUCACACUCUAAAGACAACAUCGACGAUAGACACAUGGCUGAGAUAAACACACUCGAUAUACUGUAUAUAUAUAUGCAGUAUAUAAUAAUUAUCCUAACCACAUUAUCCACAUACAGGCAAUUUUUCAUAAUUACAAUAUACAAUAUAUUUUACACAAACAUAUCACAGUCUCUUGUGCCAUAGGACCAGCAAUGAAUGUGUGUACUCUUUUCAGAUUCCUGAAUUCACUCUGUCACAAAGAGCAUCCCUUUUUUUUCUUUCUUUCUGGAAAAGCGCUUCAAAAACUCCACAACACAGCACUUCUCCAUAUGUGCACAUCUUUUUUUUUUCCUGCUGGACAGCCUCCUACACACUUCCCUCAAUGCUUGGGAGCAAAAUAAGUAAAGGAUUUGACUUGCUGAGUCUGAACUUAAUUGCACAUGUUUGCAGGUUUUUCCUGCCUUUGGAACUACGCAGAGAGAACUCUCUGAGACGCAAUAUCAGUGAUGACAAUCUGUUUUGACACCCUCACCUGAGUGACUCCGGCAUUUGAACCACAAACAAAUUUUAGUGACUUUUUGCGCUUUAUGAAUAGCACAGUAAAUGCUCUGUGGUUACACUGUUAAUCUUGGAGAGGCAUACGGAGGCCUGUGUGACGCUAGUUCAGCAGUCAUAUUUGCUUCCUGGUGUGCUUUGUCAUGUUUUUAUUGAACACUGUCUAAAUUUAUGAUGCUUCUAAAAAAAAUUUCUGUGCGAUCAAAUCCGCUUUUACCUAUAUUGAUUGGAAGAUUUAUAAGGCCUGUAGUGGGCCACAGUUAAUGCUUUUAAUCAUUGCCAAGGACCCAAGAAAUCAUAUUUUUAUAGCAGAUAUUUAAUUUUUUUUUUUUUUACACUUAAUGUUUAUGACAAGGGCUCUCUCCCUGCUCUCCUGAAUCUGAUUUAUGUGAUGCGUUUUUUCUUAAUGAUGUAAAUGAAGGCAGAGCAUGACACUAAUUGUUGAUCUGCAUCGGAGAUAAUGUACACGCCCACUCUGAUUUACCAUGCACUCUGAAGUGAAGUGUUUCAUGAAUGAGGAGUGUGUUUGUCUCCUGAAAUAAGAGCCAGUGCAGGAUAUUAGAUAUACAGUAGCAUAAACCAUCACCACCAAAAAGUCGUACAUGAAUACAAGCCACAAAAGGGGCACUUCUGUAACAUUUUAUUUUCCAGGUGACGUGCCGUGACUUAUCAAAGGAUGAACUUUGAAUUGAGCUCUGACCCACAGUAGAUCACCACCUAGUCUUUCUGUAAAACUGAAGCAGUGUAGCUAUGAACAUGGGUAGAGGAUUACAGGCCUGUGUGAUGUGGGCAUUGGCUGCAUAAUUCUUAUCUAAUAAAAAUAUGCUUUACAAAAGCACCUUCUGUCAUAAAAAAAAAACUGUUGCACUGCUAAGGCAAGAAUUCUCUUACCUCUACAAUAACAACGUACAUUUCCUCUAAUGCUUCUUGACACUGUCUGGCUUGUGUGAAAAUGUCUGUAAAUGAGAAUACAUUACACUUAAACUCCCACUCAAAUACAUUGCUUUAAGUUAACAUUAUUGCGUUAGACCUGUAUGGACAGCCCUUUUGUAUGUUCAAAGGCAAUAUAGCGAAAACACUACAUUUUAUAUUAAUAGAUGUACUGCAUAUACAUCUUAAAUGUGUUAAGAUUUUGAUAGACUGCUGUUCCUCAUGUACUUUUAACCAGUGUUUUUGGGUCCAUAGUCCAUUUAUCCAUACUGUAGAACAUGUAGCUUUAUCCUUCUCACUUGUACUUGACAAGAAUAAAAAACCACACACACUGGAUGACUGUGACCAGAACGCUUUCUAACCACUUCCUUCCCUACACACGUUAGACACUUUAAUAAACUCGCCAUUACAGCGGCUUUCUAUGGUACAUAUAAUGUAGUAUGACAGGUUUGUCCUCAUCAUAUAAUUUCAAGUUCUUUAUUAAAACAAGAUCAAAUUGCAUUUGAGAGAACUGUUAAUUUAUUUGAUUUUAUUUUUUUUAAUAACUAGAAAACACGGGAUUGUAACCACACUGACUAUUCUCAUGUCAUCUUUAAUCUCUAUUUUUGUGUUAAGCUUUCAUGUAUCUUUUUUUUUUUCUUUCUUUUCAUAGAGGAUCGUCUCCAUAUACUGUUUGGGGCCACUUAUUGUUGUAGACUUUAAAUUGUUAUAUAAUCUAGAUUGAAGAUAACGUGCUAUUUUCCAUACUGUGAAUUUAUUUCAUUUUUGGAGGACACCUGAAAGAAUCCGAGACCAUUGACUAAUGGGUUUCUCAUUUUUCUGUAUGUGUCAACUCCAUUCAUUUCUUAUUGAUAAUGAGCAAUGAUUAUUUUGCUUGCUAGAUAAAUCCUAAGGUAUAGAUUUGUACUGAAAUGACCAGUAUUUUCAUAAUGCUAUAUACUGUAAAUUUGUAUCUCAUUAAUUCAACUGUUUAAAAGGAUAAAUACUUUAUUAAGAUAUAGGUGCACAUGUAUACAUUAGUCGACAAGCUGGAUGAAAUAAACUAAUGUGUAGAAAA